GUUCCUAUAAGGUGUCAGGGUGUCACUGCCUAUUCCUCCAUGGAGGAGUGGGAGUAUAUAGGACACAAGGACCUCUACAAGGACGUCAUGAAGGACAAUCAGCCGCCCCUCACAUCACCGGAUGGAUCCAGUCAUGGGAACCCACCAGAGAGAUGUCCCUCUCCUCUGUAUUCCCGGGACUCCACACAGGAAGGUCACACCAUCUCUCACCACCAUCAGGUAGAAUGAUCCAGUAAUGGGAACCUACCACAGAGAUGUCCCCAUCC
Messenger RNA from Staurois parvus, 266 nucleotides. NCBI's taxonomy places the organism in Eukaryota, Metazoa, Chordata, Amphibia, Anura, Ranidae. The record is from the annotation of a GenBank genome assembly.